Molecule: messenger RNA, 612 nt
Organism: Prorocentrum cordatum
Lineage: Eukaryota; Dinophyceae; Prorocentrales; Prorocentraceae
Source: the annotation of a GenBank genome assembly
AUGACCUGGCGGCUCCCCCUUUAUAGGACGCCACCCCCCCUCGUGGACGCUCCCUUGAGGAACUCAACGUGCUGGCCCCCUGCCUCGAGAAUGUCUUCUCGGCGGCGAGCCCUGCGCGUGGGCAGGCUGUCGCUCGAGAGUGUGAUGCUGCAGCUGCCCUCGGUGAAGCUGCCCAAGGGCAUGCCCAAGAAGCUGUGCCAGAUGAUACAGGGGGAGAGGCUGAUGGACAUCUUCAGCUGCGUCAUCGACGACGGCGGCACCAUGAGCAAACGCGAAUUCGUGAACGUCAUCUGCGAACUCGCCUGCUCGGAUGUCGAUGUGGAGACGAUGCAGAUGCUCCACCUGCUCCGCCACAUUCAGGCGAGGGUGAGCCAGCUCGAGCCGGCGGGCGCCGCCGCCCCAGCGCGCUGGCAGCCGUCAGCCUCGCUCCGGGCCAGCCUGUCCCAGCUGAGCGUGAUUCCGCCCUGGGAGGUCGAGGCGCCCCAGUCUUGCCCGUCUUGCCCCAGCACCCCUGGGCGCGCCGGGACUCCCGACUCUGCUUCUUUCAGCCAGUCGCAGAUCGGCGAGAUCACGCACCCAGCGCCAGAAAGGCUCUCCGUUCUUUUGCCCUGA